AGUUCAAAGGGGUUAUGUGUCUGCCAGAUUUCACACAACUCGUUAAAAAGGAGCUUUAAAUACUGCAAACAAAUCAACCCUCAACUCACACAACAUGGAAAGAAUAUGGAAAAGAGUGGUGGUUCUACUUUCAUGUGAAUCUCUCUCUUUUGCAGAGGAGAGAAAGAAAACACAGCUGACAAAAUCGAGCAUAUCCCUCCAGCAGGAUUUCAAGGGGUAAAGCCUGCGUGCCUGGGCUUUAGGGACACAGAGGCAUCCUGCAGGACUGGGAGCAGCGCUGUUCAGCCUUGCUCUUGCUGAGGAGGUUUCCCCACAAGGCCGCGACCAUGAAUUUCCUGCGGCGGCGUCUCUCAGACAGUAGUUUCGUGGCCAACCUGCCCAAUGGCUACAUGAUGGACCUGCAGCGCCCCGACAGCUCCACCAGCUCCCCGGUGUCUCCUGCCACGGAGAGGAAGCACCUGCAGCCGCCCCAGCCCUCACACUCCUCCUCCACUGGCAGCAGCAUCUUCAGCUCCAUCUCCAGCGCCAUGAAGCAAACCACGCAGGCGGCCGCGGGGCUGAUGGAGCACUCGGCCGGGCCCGCGCCCCCCGCGGCGCCCAAACCCAGGGUGCUGCUGGUGAUCGACGACGCGCACACCGACUGGGCCAAAUAUUUCCAGGGGAAGAAGGUGAAUGGAGAAUUUGAUAUCCGAGUGGAACAGGCCGAGUUCUCGGAGCUGAACCUGGCUGCUUACGUCACGGGGGGCUGCAUGGUGGACAUGCAGGUGAUGAGGAACGGCACCAAGGUGGUCAGGUCCUUCAAGCCGGACUUUGUCCUGAUCCGGCAGCACGCCUACAGCAUGGCGCUGGGGGAGGAUUUCCGCAGCCUCCUCAUCGGCCUGCAGUACGGCGGCGUCCACACCGUGAACUCCCUCUACUCCAUCUACAACUUCUGCAGCAAGCCCUGGGUGUUCUCUCAGCUCAUUAAAAUCUUCAACUCCCUGGGCCCUGAGAAGUUCCCCUUGGUGGAGCAAACGUUCUUCCCAAGCCAUAAGCAGAUGGUGAGUAGCUUUGCUUUCUUCUGAUGCCACUUUGGAUGCGGUGGAAAUAACAGAUGCAAGUUGGGCACAGAAAAUGGUGGCAGGAAUACUGGGAAGAGUCUAAAUUUUACUUACAGAAAAAUACUGGCUAAAAAGUGCUAUGCAAAAGGCACUGCUUGGGAACCUCUUUCCUUUCUUGCCCAGCCCACCCUAGGUGAUGUAAGAACCCUGAAAAAAUGUACAAAGAGGCUGAAGCAGAACUCCAUUGUAAAACACAGUCAUCAAAAAGCUCAUCCCUUAGAGCAAAGAAUCACUCUAUUCAGAUAAAGUGGAUUUUCCCUACUCCUGGAAUUGUUUAAAAUAUGCUGGCAAUUUGGGACAUGGGUCCUAAGAGAUGUUUGUUUCACAAUGUUAGUUUGCUUGGUCCGUCACGUGCUUACCAUCCAUGAAACAUUUAUCAGCCUGAAAGUACUCAGGGUAACAUGGAGUUCUUAAAAGAGUUUGUUUCAGCUUCUCAUGUUUUCUUUGCACAGUGCUCUGGGGUCUGGUAUUUCUGUCAACAGCUACACACUCAGUGGCCUGUGUGGCUGCUGGGCACUGUACCAAACUCUUGGAGCACCUUCCAAAGAAAUCUGCGUAGGUGCCUUUAGUCCUGGAGAACAUG
Oenanthe melanoleuca is the source of this 1683-nucleotide messenger RNA. RefSeq names its product synapsin-3-like. Gene Ontology annotation, biological process: neurotransmitter secretion. Gene Ontology annotation, cellular component: synaptic vesicle membrane; synaptic vesicle. Gene Ontology annotation, molecular function: ATP binding. The transcript is spliced from 6 exons. The record is from RefSeq and is a predicted model, not a curated record. NCBI's taxonomy places the organism in Eukaryota, Metazoa, Chordata, Aves, Passeriformes, Muscicapidae. The coding region runs from base 327 to 1064 and encodes 245 amino acids.